AUGGGGAACCAGCCAUCAUCCGAGGCCUAUGGGGAGCCUCUUUCUGUCCCGCCGCCGCCGCAUGAAGACCGUCCUCUUCCACCACUCCCUCCUCUCUCAAACCACGCCUCUCGCACCUCGCACAUCGCUCAUUACUCCCACGCCUCCGCCUCUACCUCAUUAUCUGCGUCUGCUGCUGCUCUCUCUGCCUCUGCUGCUCCUUCUGACUCUGCUCAAAGGUUGUCCAAACCCCGGGUCCGUUCGACAGCUGCCCUGUUAAAGAGCUCGGAUGUUGCUGCAAAGGGUCCAGGCUCUGGCUUGAGACGCUUGUCAACCGCUGGAAUAGCUCAUCUCGUCACCUCAUCCUUCUCCUCUCCCAAUACGACCACAUCGUCAUCCUUCGCCACCCGUCGCCGCUCUUCCUCUAAAUCGCGGCCACUCCCUCUCCCACCACCCUCUCUCCUCCCACCGUCACCAGGAGCGCAGAGUCCGACCGUCUUCACGUUCGAAGAAGCCGUCGCCGCUGCCUCUAAUCAGCGGGGCUCUUUUGCUUGGCACCCACCGGUUUCAUCAGUCUACCCUUCUCCCAGCCUUGAUCUCGAGCUCCUCCAAGAACAACAAGCCCUCCAGCUCGCGUUUGAGUUCCGUCAACAGCAGAACCUGCUUGAGUUCCACCAGUGGCAGCGGGAAACGAAGAAGCUACUGCGAGAGCGUGAGCGGCGGCGCUACACCAGCUACGAGUUUGGAUUUUAUGACCAAGCCGUCACCGACACUGAGCUCGACGACGAAGACGACGAAUUCCUUGAAAGGGGGCGCCAGCAGCUACAACAACUGAAGCAGAAGCAAAAGCAAAAGGAACGGCCAAGGCGGUCUUCCGUUUCUUCCUUCUUUCGGUCACGGUCCUCGCAACGGUCUAGCCUGGACCUAAAUCGACCGGACGACCGUGACUACCGUGAUUUUCGUGACUACCAACGGCGAAACAGCAUCGGUUCGGUGUACCGCGGCACUGGCGACCGAACUGCGUGGGAUAUCGGCUCCAUGACGCACGACCAAGUCUUAGGCCAGUACUAUGGUGCAUCGCUUUCCGAGAAUUGGCCACCACAGGCCGGUUCUCGCACCUCUUGGAACUACGACAUGUCGUCAUAUGCGGCCAAGCGACUGCUCCAUAUGGUCGACGACAACCCCAUGGAUAACAGGCUCGAGCAAGCGUCAGUAGCAUCAGAGAGUAGGUACUCCAUGGUGUCUGAAGUGACUUGGAAGAGCUCCCACCCUGUCCGCUCCGAAAGCCCAACCCUCGCCAGGGCCAACUCGGAUCUUUCCCUCUACGCCCCUGUCCGGAGAACAUCGAUCGUUCAGAUCCCUGGCGUGGCCACACGUAGAAACAGUACGAGCAGCUUUACGAGCGUUGGUGGUGCAUCGAUGCGACCUGUGUUCCGCCACAGCCAUCCUGCCACAACCCCAAGUCUUUCCCGACGUACAUCGUUCGAGUCAACCGGUAGUCGCAUCAUGUCGAUGCCGCCACCAGAGCUUCAAAGACUUGAACUGAGUGCCGACAACACCGCUAGAUCAACGGCCCGUGUAUCAACACCUCCCGAUGGCGAGUACAACACCAUUGGAACUUUCAAACUGGGCUCGUUACGUAUUACGAACGGAGCUGAGAGCCCUACGUCUUCGCCCGAAACAAAAAGGGCGCGGAGAGAAAAGGAACAGGCGGCCCAAGACGAGGCGUCGGCACGCAACCAGGCCCACGCCGCAGCGGAGCGAACACGAGCCUUGGCUGCUCUAUCGGCGAAUAGUGACACAAAUUCCAAUGCCGUCAUCACCGUUACAAACGAAUCGUCGGCAGCCGAGAAAAGCGAUGGCGGUCGCAAAAUUAGUCCCCUCUCGCCGGCCCUCUUCCAACCCCCCGCUGAGCUCUUUGCCGGAAACGUGCCAAAACCUGUCGUCAUUCACGAGCUGCCCGCUCGCGAGCCUGUCGUCUCUCCUACUGAGCUUCCCCAAAUUGAGGUCUUGCAAGACAUCUUUGCCGAUUUCGAAUUCAGCUCGUUUUCGUUUGAAGACACGGUUCCUGUCACCUCGGUUGAACCGCCGUCCGAGCUGCCAACUCUCGUACAAGCAACGCUGCAAACAACAUCCAAAGCAACCGCCCAGGACGAUCUGCUCUUCGAUGAAGAUGAUCACAGCACCUCUGGCUACGCCGAUGCAGAGGUUCUCGAUGUCCGUCUCGAUCCGAAUGCAAAGGCUUCGACCAGCCGUGGCAAGUCUGAGGCUGUGAUAGCUCGGAAGAGCGCCCACAGUAUGCAGAGCGUCAGCCGAUCCGACAGUGGCUUUGUUUCGAGCCCAACAUCCGAGUCAUCUCGCAAGCCGCUCAGCAAAGCCGACUCUGGCUACAGCUCCAACGUAUCUCUGCGGUCGUUCAAGCAGGCUGCGGCAAAGCUUAUCAAUUCUGGUUCCAAGGCGGUCAACCGACUCUCUGCUGAUAAAGAUGCGAACGCACAAGGUGCCGAGAGGCAGUCAUUCAUCAUUGACGAGCUGCAACUUCCAAGCCCCACCAUUAACAGCCCUGAUAUGGAAUUCCGGUCAAUGUCUCCGGCCACCAAUAUGCAGAUCAAGAGGAAACCAGUCCCGGUAAGCGAGGCCCCGCCUCCGCCACCGCAAAGGGAUGCUCCUCUACCUCCAGCUCCGCUGCCAAAGCCACAGACUAUGUCUCCAGAUAAUAUGUCUAGAGAUGCGCUUCCUCUCUCGCCUAACAGCAUUUCGUUGACCGGCACCUCAACUCCUGCGACGUCAGAGUCGUCUGUCCCCGGUCUACAAUGCAGCGCUCCGGCGAUGAGCAAAAAACACCACGCGGCACCAUUGCCACUCGACAACAUCCCGCCCGUGCCUCGUUCCGGCAGCCAAGCGUCGCCCGCAAGAAGCCCAGUUCUCUUGACACCUGCCAGCGUUAAAUCAGACGGCUCGAUAUCGGCUCACAGCAUUGGCAGUGGCCCUCAACGACCUAGCAAGCUUCUUCGGUUCCUCAGCUUCGCUAACGUCUCGCGCAACGGCUCCCCUGCCAACAAAGGUCCUCCGUCUGUGCAUGUGACACACAUUGAAGAGGACGACGCAGCCAAUAUUCCUUCCGUUCCAAGCAAUGUCAACGACAACUUGCGUGAGCACACGGGCCUGUUUCCCAUGACCACCAAACGACUAGCUUUGAAGACACAGAUGAGCAGGGAUACACUCAAGACCAUCUUCAGUGUUGGCAGCCUCGAGACACGGAGCAGCAGUGACCUUUUUUCCAAGGCGAAGGAUAGCAUGCCAAGCGACCCACCCGUCCCAUCAAAUCGCCGGAAUACAUUCCAGGGCCCGUCCUCGCUCGUUUCUGCGGCGGCUGCUGCCGUCAAUCCUCUGAAGGCCGUCACUAAACGCAGAUCCCGCCUUUCCAUGAGAGUGGACUUUACCGACGAGUUCGAAGAAGCGAGUCAUGCCGAGGAAGCUCAGGAGCACCGAGACCGCUCUUCCACCACGGCCACCCCCGAGCCAUUGCAGGAAAGCAAAGUUAAAACAAGCCGGCGAUCUUGGCUUCGCUGGAGCAGAGAAGGGGACCGACAGACGCCUAGUCCGGGAAAACCCUCGGAUGACGAUGCUUCCGACCAGGCCGCUGGUCAAGAACAAGGAACCAAUAUAACCGACGAGUCUGCGUUUGGAGCAGGUCGCCUCCGCCGCACAGAGUCUCGAUCUUCGUCGAUCAUUAGCAGGACCAUGAGCCUUACUUCGCAGCUCGAGCGUUCUCUCAGCUUAAAGAUCACGUUCCCCAAAAUCUCGAUGUCGCGCCCUUCGACGUCCGACCGCCCGGCUAUACCGAUUUCUGCUUUUUCUACUGCGUUCAAUAACAGCCAGGCGCCGUCUCCGAGUCUUCCAAGCCCACUAUUUGCAGGAGUCAUGGAACAGCAACGGCGGGCUAUGCCACAAGAUGCCUUUGCAGCCGCCUCGCCACCUGUGAGUGCCCGGAUGCAACAAAUCCGCCCGACUGUGCUUCGAGUCCCCCCUCCUCUACGUCCGCAGUCUGCAUCACCAAGUGAAGCAGGAUGUCGCCGCCCGUCGCGCCAGAGCAGCCAAGACAGUCUUUACAACUCGGCGUCCGCCCAGUAUUACCGGGUGGCCAGCCUCGCAUCUGCUACGGACUACAAUGAUACCAGCCACAUUACCGGUACCAUUGUUGCAUCGCCACCGCCGCUCGAUUCGCCAUCGCACUCGCACUCAAACUAUCCCAACCUAGAGGCUCAAUUCGGCCAAGACUAUAGUAAUGGUGUGGACCGACACCGCCGUGGUUCCCUAGACAGCUUACCUCACGCACAUCGGUCUGUUUCUCUUUCCGGAAACGACACGCAUAUGGCGUUUGUGGCAGCUGGAGGGGACAUGUUCAAUCGGCACAGACGGAGUGACAGCCAGGACAGUGAGCCGCGUGUCAUCCGACAUCGCGCAAGCUUUAACGGGUAUAGCCUUGGCCCCAGCCAGUCCUGGAACGGGGACAGCUACUCAAUAUCCCAAUCAAACCGGCCUAAGCGGAACCCUCCGCAGAUGUCAAACGGCUACACAGGCCAAGUGAUGGACCCAUUUGGUGGCGGCCAUCGGCGGAGCGGCAGCGCAAGCAGCGGACCUGUCGAUUUCUACAAGAUUCAACAGCAACAAGCCUGGGAUUAUUACUACCAGCAGUAUGCACGACCUCCUCCUAAUGUCGUACGAGGUUCGCAUCAUCGCAACAGGAGCAUGGGCUCUCGCCAUGGCCCAGUUUCCGGUCCUCAAGCGCCCUAUCGAAUUCUCCACAGCUACAACUCGCCAGCAUACCGUGGUGUGCCUAUUUGGGGAUAA
Messenger RNA from Sporothrix schenckii 1099-18, 4833 nucleotides. RefSeq lists its product as uncharacterized. Lineage: Eukaryota; Fungi; Ascomycota; Sordariomycetes; Ophiostomatales; Ophiostomataceae. The record is from RefSeq and is a predicted model, not a curated record. The transcript has 2 exons. The coding region runs from base 1 to 4833 and encodes 1610 amino acids.